AUGUCUGGCCAAGCAUUUGCAGCCCUCCGGAAAACGCAGGGUGAGGAACUUGGGAGGCUUGCAGAAGAGCAUUUCAAGCAUGAUCUACAAGAAGAAGACCGCGACUUGCUGCGUUCUGCUGCAUCCAAAGCCUCCAGACACGCCCUCAUCGGCUCACUCGCCGGUAUUGCACUAGGAGGCUUCCUCGCCUACCGUCUACGAGCCAACCGCAAUGCCAUGUAUCAAGCCUUCCGUGCCGCCGAGAAGCCCACGCACGUCCGUUUCGCAAGCGGUCGCGAAGAAGCUAUUCCGGACAUCAGCCCUUUGUUACAGCCCACGCCUUUAGGAGACUUUGUGACAUACGCUUUCUUUGGUAUUGCUGGUCUGUUUUUGGGGGGUGAGGCUGGCUUGCUCACUGGGUCCUGGUCAGCCAGAAGAACCAUCGCCCGAAAUCCAGAUCGUGAGGAGAGGAUCAAAAAGGCGUUUCGGUCGUUCAGGGCAGAUGUGCUGAGACAACAACUCAAAGAGCUGGAGGCAGGGAAACAGGAGAGCAUUUGGUCAUAA
Messenger RNA from Fonsecaea multimorphosa CBS 102226, 543 nucleotides. RefSeq lists its product as uncharacterized. Bases 1 to 543 code for a protein of 180 amino acids. The record is from RefSeq and is a predicted model, not a curated record. NCBI's taxonomy places the organism in Eukaryota, Fungi, Ascomycota, Eurotiomycetes, Chaetothyriales, Herpotrichiellaceae. The transcript is spliced from 2 exons.